Molecule: messenger RNA, 522 nt
Organism: Schistosoma rodhaini
Lineage: Eukaryota; Metazoa; Platyhelminthes; Trematoda; Strigeidida; Schistosomatidae
Source: the annotation of a GenBank genome assembly
AUGUCUUCAUGCAGACAGAACUAUCAUGAAGAGUGUGAAGCUGGUGUUAAUAAGCAAAUUAAUAUGGAACUAUAUGCCAGCUAUGUUUAUAUGACUAUGGCUUUUCAUUUUAAUCGUGAUGACGUUGCGCUUAACGGUUUCUAUAAAUUCUUCUUAAACGAGUCUGAAGAGGAGCGACAACAUGCGAUAAAGUUAAUGACUUACCAAAAUAUGCGGGGUGGUCGGAUUGUGUUACAAGAUAUAUCGGCACCUCCCCAACUCUCAUGGAAUUCGGGACUUCAUGCUAUGCAGGAUGCUCUUGACUUGGAGAAGAAGGUCAAUCAGAGUCUGAUGGAGUUAGUGGCUGUUGGUGAAAGGCACAGAGAUACACACUUUUGCGAUUUCAUUAAUAAUGAAUAUUUGGAGAUUCAGGUACAGUCUAUGAAAAAGCUUUCCGAUUACAUUACUAAUCUCAUUCGUGUUGGCAAUGGUCUUGGGGAAUACACCUUCGACAAAGAAACCCUACAUGGCGAGAGUCAAUAA